Molecule: messenger RNA, 8323 nt
Organism: Sabethes cyaneus
Lineage: Eukaryota; Metazoa; Arthropoda; Insecta; Diptera; Culicidae
Exons: 5
Coding region: 570-3383 (937 amino acids)
Cellular component (GO): ribonucleoprotein complex; cytoplasm; nucleus
Molecular function (GO): RNA helicase activity; ATP binding; RNA binding
Source: RefSeq, a predicted model, not a curated record
CUCGACCGAACAAGGUGUGUGCUUGGUGCGUUCCGCUGUAGGUUUGCAACAAUUUUCACACAAAUUUCAAAGUCGAGUUUUGAAAUAUUACUUGAAUAAUAUCAGUGUUAAAUUAUUUGAAUCCACUUCCAUCGAAACUCAAGUGUAAAGUGAAACUGAAAGUAAGUGCGUAGGCAAAGCUGAGACUGACAGUGGCAAAAUCCGAUUGAACUGGAAAAUUUCCUUGUUCGAUCGCCAUCUUUUUUUCAUUGUGUGUACCCCAAAGCGGAGCACCAGCAGCGCAGAAGUAGCACCACCAGUUUUUCCUACCCGUUCCCGGUAACCAGCCGCAACAUACCCUCUCAACGCUUAAACGUUCCAUCACGUUGCAUUCGCUGAAAAUUGCUGUAAAACCGUGAGAGAGGAAAUAUAGUGCUGCGGCAUUAUACCUAUCAAGCAUAAGCGGAGACGGAAAAAACUAUAGUGAAGAGUGCUAUAAUAGUGAACCGUUGCAGCAGUAUUAAAGUUUCCUGCGCUAACUUGUUUCUGUCGGCUUUACAGGGAAGAGAAAGCUCGAGUAGUUUAACAACAUGCAAUUCCAAAACAGCAGCCAACCCCAUCCGGGAAGUUUCCGUCCACGCAGCGAUAAACCGGACUUCUACGGUGGUGGUGGCGGUGGACCCGGCGGUAAGCCGCAUUUUAUGAGCAAACCAGGUGGUCCUCCAUCAAUCCCACCGUUUAACCCGAAUGGUUUCGGUGGACCCAAACCAAUGUACGGCGGUGGCCCCAACGGUCCGUCCGGUGGUCCCGGUGGAUUCAACAAGUUCCGUAAUAGCAACAAUUUCGGUGGACCCGGCGGUGUUGGAGGAAUGCCAAUAAAGAAGGAAUUUGGUGGACCUAAACUGUACGGUGGUGGUCCCGGUAUGAAUGGUAAUGGAAAACCGUUCUUUGACAAGCCACUGGAUUCGUUCGGAGGCCCCAAAAAGUACAAUUCCAUGCCAAAUUCGUACAGUAAUCGAAACGGUUAUGGUCCAAAACCGGAUUUUAACAAUAUGAGUAAAGAAGACCGAGCCAAAAUCCAAUCGCUGAAGGCGAAAUUUCCUGGACAAGCUUUGGUUCCACCAAUCUGGGAAGAUCUGGAACCAUUCCAGAAAGAUUUCUACGUACCACAUCCAAACGUGCUGGCACGUGCUCCAGAAGAAGUUCAGGCUUUCCGUGAACGAAUGCAAGUCACUGUUAUGGGUAACAGUGUACCGCACCCUGCGCAGAACUUCGAAGAGGGAAAUUUCCCGGACUUCGUAAUGAAUGAAAUCGAAAAACAAGGAUUCCCAUCUCCGACAGCCAUUCAAGCGCAAGGUUGGCCAAUUGCAUUGUCUGGUCGGGAUUUGGUUGGCAUCGCCCAAACUGGAUCCGGUAAAACGCUUGCCUAUAUGUUGCCCGGAAUCGUCCACAUUGCCAACCAGAAACCACUGCAAAGAGGUGAAGGACCCAUCGUUCUGGUACUGGCUCCGACCCGUGAGUUGGCUCAACAAAUUCAAACCGUAGUGAGAGAUUUCGGUACCCACUCUAAGCCGCAAAUUCGGUAUACGUGCAUUUUUGGUGGCGCCCUGAAAGGACCUCAGGUUCGUGAUUUGGAGCGCGGUGUUGAGGUGGUUAUUGCAACCCCCGGUCGUCUAAUCGACUUCCUGGAGCGUGGCAUUACUAACCUUCGCCGGUGCACAUACCUUGUGCUGGACGAGGCCGAUCGUAUGCUGGACAUGGGUUUCGAACCUCAGAUUCGAAAAAUUAUCGAACAGAUUCGACCGGAUCGGCAGGUACUGAUGUGGUCCGCAACUUGGCCCAAGGAGGUGCAAGCUCUGGCGGAAGAUUUCUUACAUGAUUAUAUCCAGAUAAACAUUGGAUCCCUCAAUCUAUCUGCAAAUCAUAACAUUCAUCAAAUUGUCGAUAUUUGUGAAGAGAAUGAAAAAGAAGGCAAACUUCUUGCCUUGCUGAAGGAGAUAGCCAGUGAUGCUAACAAUAAAAUCAUAAUCUUCGUGGAAACGAAAAAGAAGGUCGAAGAUUUACUUAAGAAUAUUGUGAGAGAUGGUUAUGGAGCAACCUCGAUUCAUGGAGACAAAUCCCAAUCGGAGCGUGAUUAUGUGUUGCAAGACUUCCGACACGGAAAGAGUACCAUUCUGGUGGCUACGGAUGUGGCAGCCAGAGGUUUGGACGUUGAAGACGUGAAGUAUGUUAUCAAUUUCGACUAUCCCAAUUCGUCGGAGGAUUAUAUUCAUCGAAUUGGUCGUACGGGACGUUGUUCUUCCUUUGGAACGGCUUACACUUUCUUCACCCCGGGUAACGGUCGACAGGCAAGAGAACUGCUCUCGGUCCUGGAAGAGGCCGGUCAACAGCCUACGACGGAGCUGAUUGAAAUGGCUAAACAAGUUCCCGGCGGAAAGGGUGGUCGCUGUCGGUACAAUGUGCGUGGAGCCCUGACUUCCAAUAACUACGGCUACGGUCGUCCGGAUCAGAAUGGUUUCGGUGGCUCGAGGAUGUUCCCGAAAAAACCUUUCGAAAAUCGUUUUGGUGGACCCCCAAGUAACGGUGGUCCUGGAGGAAACCGUUUUAAUAACAUGAACGGUCCUAGUAAGUUUGGAGGACCCGGUGGAUAUCGUAACGGAGGAGAUAGCUGGAACAAGAACGGCGGUGGUGGUGGUGGCUACCAACAGCAGCAGCAGCCACAGCAACCUCAACCACAACAGCAAACCGGAGGUCAACAACUGUACGAGCCUCACCAGCAAAUGCGAUUCCAUCCGAAAAAUGUUUAUCAGAACCAUAAUCAGUAUGAAGAUUUUUCCAACCAAAUAGUUGGAGGUGCACCGCAAGCUUUCGGUGGUCAUAACGGAACACGUUUUUACCCAAAUAAGCCCCAUCAGGGUGCUGGUGGUAUGCAACAAUCUCAGCCAGGUGGUCGCUACAAUCCGAAUAACCAAUACAACACGGAAGGCGGUCCAAAGCCGGCCGGAGGUCGUCCGCCAUAUCAACCCAAACAGCAGUACAACAAUAACUAUGCUGCGGCAGGUACUGGCAACCCCUAUCCACCUCAGCUGGCUGCGGCUGCUGCAGCUGCUGCUGCCGCGGUUGGCGGAGGACAAACCAUUCCGGCGGCCGGAUUCGCUACCGGUUUCGACCCGCUCGGUGGUGUCCAGGGAGCCAUGGGUACUUUUGCCUCGUCUUAUCAGAUUCCAGCUGCCACGUACUAUUCGUACACUGCAACGGCUCCACCACCACCACAAACCCAAGCUCCGCCGGUGGUUCCUCCCGUUCAACAAGCUGACGACGGGCGACAGAUGGGUUCGUACUCGCCGGCCGGCAUGGUACCGUGUCAGCUGGUGUCGGUGGAGGAUUAUCCCCACGGUUGUUAAGCCGUAAGGGCGGAUAUCAAAAGAAAAACAAAAUACUUUCUUUUUUUAAAAACAAUCGAUGGCUUAAUAUGUAUGUAUGAAUGUGGAUGACGGUGAGAAGGAGAGGGGUCAGUUGGUAAAAAUUGUGAUUCUUCCAAGCUAUUUUCCUCACGAAGCAAACUGGACAACCUCUUGGACAAGACAAGCUACGUGAAGCAGCUGCCGGCAGGUGUGUAUGGGUUUUGGGAUGUACAGGUUCAGCUCUCACUCUCUUGAUUAUGUGGGAGUUAUAAAACGAAGGAUUAUUUUGUUUAAUAGCUAACAGCUUCAAUUCCGUAUUUCUAUUACGAAUAUGUUAUUCAGCAAACAUGAUUUGUGUACAAAGAGCAAUUAUCAAAGAAUAAAAAAUGUUGAAUAUUUAUAUUUGAUGGUGAAAAAUUUGGAACAGAAGUUGUACUUUGAUCUGUUCCUAAAUUUUGGAGGAAAAAUAUAAAAUGCCUACUAGUUAAUGCCACAGUAGCAAGCUCUUUUUUUAACAUCAAUUAGUCAUAACACAAUUGAUAGAGUCGAUUUUGAACGAAUUGAGUUAUUUUAGGUAAAUAGGAGCAAGGCAUUUUUACUAUUAGUAAUAGAAAAUCUUUUUCAUAGAAAAUGUCGACGUUUGAUGUUUGAAGUUUUGAUGGAUCUUAUUAUAUUUCACUAUUUAAAAAAAAUUAACACUGGGUUCACAGUUUAAUCCACCGUUUUACCAAAUUUUUCGCGUUUUGUAUAAUCCAUGUCAGAGAACAGAAGCCCCGUUAACCCGGAUGCAAUACGUAUGAGGAAAAAGUUGUUCGCAACUUGAGAUUCGACGUAAACAAAAAAGCAACUUUCAAUUUAUCCUUAUGCAUCACACUUUAACGUUACUACUGCCUACUUCUACAAUUAACAUAAUACAAGUGUAAUAAUCGCAAUCUUAGCAGAUUUUUGUACUCAAAUGGACAAAUAGUUUCAACUAUUUCGAAUACUAUUUUGCUGAAAUUGUUCCUGACAAGUUGAAAUCAAGUUGAAAAAAUAUUAUGCAACUAACCAUUGAUUCUUAACAAUCGUAAACAUUUGAAGUCUACUUUUCGGUGGCUUUUAACUUCCGCCACCUUAUCUGGUUGAAAACAUGCCAAAACGGUGAAUAAUAAGCUAGCAGCAAAUAGAUAAUAGUUUUCCAAUGUUGGCUACGUCCAGCAUAUGCGACUUUUCUAAAUUUAACAUUAGAGUUUUUGGUAUUUAACGAACUUGUUAACUCUUAAAUACCAGUCUAUAAGUAGUGGUGAAAAAAAACAGAAAAUUUCGCCUUUUGUCUGAAUGAAAGCUGUCCUAUUGCGUUUAGAUACACGACAGUACGAACCCACUCGUCGUCAGUUUUUGUUUCGCAUAGGGCAAAGUACGAAAAACAUAUGUGAUAAAAAACAAAACAAACAAGCUAAACAAAGUCGAUCAACUGAAUUAUAAAAUACGCGUCAACUGUUGCAAUCAAUCAAUCAUUGACUUUAAUUGAGUAAUGAACCUUCCUACACAAGUACACAAGAGAUAACGAAGAAAGCAAAAUCACAUUAACAUCGUUAUGCGCGCGAUGUGACACACACAACGCGGAAAUAGAUCGACUUCAUGUAGAGGCCACCCACGAAUCCUUCGUGAGAACGCGAGCAAAAUAAUAUAACUUGUGAUAAAUAUUUUCUACAAAAUAUGUACGUAAGCACCAGCGAGAAAACAACGCAAAACAUUAUUGAUAUCGUUUUGUGUUAGUGGUGUUUGUUGAUCCAUCCUGCCAAUUGCUGCGCGAUGGUUGCGAAUUACAAAGGAAACCUGAAGUUGCAUCUUCAGAAAGAAAAUCAGAUAUGGACAAACGUAUCAAGUAAAAGAGGUAGAUUGAUGAACCAAAACUAAAGUUAGAGCAAUAGAGAUGCCGAGCGUUUGAGACUUUUCAUGAGUUAUACCGCGAGAGAACAAAAUCGAGCAAUACGAAAAAGAAAGUUGAUAAAUUAGGGCGAUAGAAAGCCUCCAGUAAGCAAGAGAUAAUGAUAUAUAACGAAAGAGCAGAUAAGGAGCUACAAUCAUUAAUUGAGUAAAUAAUAACAAACACACAAUGAAGGCAAGAGACUUGAAACUUUUUUGUUUUAUUCUCAAAUUUGUGAUAUUCGUCGAUUUUAUUGUUCGUUAAGUUACUAGAGAGACAUACGCACAUACACUGACAUAUUAAAAACAAAGUAAAAUGCGCGAAUCGAAUAGCUUAUGUUUUUUAGGCAGUUUUGAAAUGAAUGGUGUGUGAAACAGCCGAUUCGUCUCUAUCUCAAACGUAAACUACGUAGUAAUUUUAGAGGUCACAUUCCUUUAAAAUAAACGAUCAUUGUUUAGCUGGGCACGGCAGGGGGCGCCUUCCGAAGAGCCGGUCCUCUUUCCGUACAGACCCUCAGCUGAAAAAAACAAUGCGUAAUUUCUCAUUAAUAAAACACUCACUUCAGUACCUGUCGUUUAAGGAAAGCAAAACAAGGAAAACGCGCGCGAGCAUCCAGGAAAUCUAAUAGUAAAUGAAAACCAGCGAAUGAUUAGAAAGACGAAUUUUAAUUUAAGCAUGAUCAAUCUGAAGGUAAUGAAGAUAUUGAAACUGUUUCAAAAGUAAUGAUAUAACAUUAAACAAACAGUAAUCAACAGUCGUCAGUUGAAGACAGUAGUAGCAAAACAAGAAAAAAUCGCGAGCAAGGAUUUCCUUCACACAAAUCUAGUCUGAUUCAAUGUUGUUUUAUUUGUAUUUUUUACGAUAUUUAUCCUGCAUCGAUGGGAAGUCCAAAAUGUGAUACAAACAAAUCGGUCAACCGUUCUGACGGUUGUGAUAUAAAUAUUCUUUAUUUCGUAAAGAAAAUCGAAGAGAUGAGACUUAAAUCACGUAAAAACGCGAAAAGUUUAAAACUAGUAUAAACCAAACCUAUAAUAAAAUUUAGGAAAACAAGAAUGACACCAGCAGCGCGACAGUACUGUUAGAAUAUUCCUACAUAAGUGAAAACUUGGUGCGUUUUCCCUUUCCAAAGGCUAAACAGUAUUUUUUCACACGCAAUUCGCCGGCGCAAAUGUUAUUAAAUAACAAUCGAUAGCGAUAUUUAAUAGCAAGCUACUACAUACAAGAACACAAAAAAGGAAAGAAACCCAUAACCAAAUUGCCUUUAAUGAACUGUGAUCGAUAUUCAAUCUCGUCUCGUUCCUUUUUCUCUCUCAUUACUUUGUUAUGUAAAAGGAUAAAAUAUCGCGAAACAAGAGAAGAAACUCAUUUUCACAUGCUCUCAUUUGUUAUUAUCACCUACAAACUAAACUUUUUCGUUAAUUUACAAUGACUAAUAAGUACUAGAACAAUACAUUCGUGUGUGUGAUUCGGAGUUGUUUAUACUCUGGCUGACUGAUUAUUGUUGUUUAUAACUACUAGUUAGAAAAUGACAAAAUACAUUUAAUUGACACGAGAAAUGUAUGCCAAAAGUAUUCAUAUUGAUACACGAGACAAAAACUGAUAAAAUUAUGUUUAAAUCGAAAAAUUAAAAUUCGUCAAAUUGUUCCUAGCAAAAACCACGUGGUUUAUAUUUUAGUUUUCUUUAAGCUAGAAUCGUUAAACAAAACAAUUCGAUCGAGAAAAAAUCUCAAACUUUUUGAGACCCGGUUACAAAAUACACAAAUGAAAUGCAAUAAAACAAAAAAGUUAACCAGCAAACUUUCUUUCAUGGCCGAUGUAGGUAUCGAGAGUUGACGUGCAAAUCUACGAUCGUUGAUUUCGGUCGGUCGGAUUGGGUCGAUUCAGAUAAACCAGAAAAUAAAAGAAACAGCCAAUCGGCACCUAACUGUUGUUGUGCUACCACCUCCAAACAAACCCAAAUCGAAAAUUCAUUUAAUGAAAAAUUAGUUGCCAGAUUUGUGCUGUUACACCUUUUAAGCUGGUGAAAAUCUGUGAUCCAUUUGAUAGGUAAUUAAAACGACAACGUGUAGAGAAUGGGGAGGAAACAAGAAAUCAUUAUCAACUUGAAGAUGAAAAAUCUCGCAUCUGUGAAAAUGACAAACGCGAAAAUAACAACACAUAAGAUACAAAACAAUUCGGGUAACCUUGUAAUAUUGUUGUAUAAUGAGCGGUCGUUCAAAACGGGGACAACCUUUGUUCUCCCAAAAACCUUUCGAAACGCUUCCAUUUCCAUCUGACAUCCGGUUACAGUUGUUCGCAUCUGGACCUUUCCACAUUCCCAUAACAGAAUAAGUUCACUCUCUCUCUCUCUCACUUUUCCUCCUGCAAUGGUAGUCCUGUUGGAACGACCCAAUACCAGAAACGGUAGAUCUAUUGAAAAUCAUCCCAUUUUUCCAAUGUAGGUAAGUCUUGUGCAAAUUUGGUGCAUCAUGAUAGCCGAUGCUAAUGAUUGAUAAAAUCAAUUUUACAAAAUAAAACAGAAAUGAACGCUCGCCUCUCUAAUAUACAGAAAACAAGCAAACAAACAUAAAAUCAAGAGAAACAUAUGUAAAACGAGGGAAAAUCUAAUGCAAAAACGGGAAGAACACUUUUUAUUUACAUACAUAAGGAGAAGGUAACAUUUUUUUUGUUGUGAUACUAUUUUUCACACAAACACAUUUUCGUAACCCGCAGUGGAACUAAAUAUAACGUUAAGAGAAUUUUUUUUUGAAAAUGCAUGAAAAACGUGUCACGGUGUGUGUCAAGAUAAACACGAUGGGGCUAAGAGAAUAAUGCGCUUUCGAUAAGACGAAAACCCGACGACGUCAGCAGUGCUCCUCCCCCAAAAGGAGAUGCCGACGGACUGUGCAUGCAAAGCGUAAGCCCCUUUUGGCUUCUACUACUAUUACUACACACAGAUACUGCUUAGAGAAAUAAAAUAUACGAAGUUCUUUAAUGUAACCGUUUAAUGAACUGUAGCAAAACUAAUAAAACUAUCAUAUUUAAUGGGCAA